Messenger RNA from Acanthopagrus latus (yellowfin seabream), 1103 nucleotides. Its product is annotated as Kv channel-interacting protein 1-like. Gene Ontology annotation, biological process: regulation of potassium ion transmembrane transport. Lineage: Eukaryota; Metazoa; Chordata; Actinopteri; Spariformes; Sparidae. The transcript has 9 exons. The record is from RefSeq and is a predicted model, not a curated record. Gene Ontology annotation, molecular function: potassium channel regulator activity; calcium ion binding; transmembrane transporter binding. Gene Ontology annotation, cellular component: voltage-gated potassium channel complex. The coding region runs from base 395 to 1072 and encodes 225 amino acids.
AUGAAGCUCCUUUUUCAGCUUCAAGGUCAAUAUUGUUUUUCACUAAUCACAAAACAACGAAUUAUCCGUGCAUUUGUAUGGAACUAAGCUUCAGGAGCGGUCCACCUUAACUCACCUCCAUGUUAUGUUGCACUCAGAGAUCGACACUUUUCACUGGCAGGAUGGUGGUGGGCAGGACAAGCUACUGCUAACCUCGGCAGGACGGAGGGCGACACGGGAAGAGGAGCGCACUCGCCUCUUUUGGAUUCAUUCCCUCCAGGUGAAGAAGGAGGAGGAGAGGAAGAAGAAGAAGUUGUAUUGAUUGCCACUUCGAUCUGAGGGUGGUGCAGCUGCCUGGAAACCCUCGUCCUGCUCUGGCCCUGCUCAGCCCGCUGUGUCCCAGGUCACAGUCAGGAUGACGGGGUGCGCCAAACGCUGCAAACAGGGACUUGUCAAGUUUGCGCUGACCCUGCACAAACUGGUCACGGGGACUCUCAGCAAAGACAAAGCUGAUGAUGACUUGGAGAUGACCAUGGUGUGCCAUCGGCCAGAGGGCCUCGACCAGCUAGAAGCUCAGACAAACUUCAGCAAAAGGGAGCUUCAAGUGCUCUACAGGGGCUUUAAGAAUGAGUGUCCAAGUGGCGUCGUAAAUGAGGAAACUUUCAAGCAAAUAUACUCCCAGUUCUUCCCCCAUGGAGAUGCCAGCACUUACGCACACUUCCUGUUCAACGCCUUUGACUCAGCGCAUACCGGCUCCAUAAAGUUUGAGGACUUCGUGACAGCUCUGUCCAUCCUGCUGAGGGGCACCGUCACUGAGAAGCUACAGUGGACCUUCAACCUUUACGAUAUCAACAGAGACGGAUACAUCAACAAAGAGGAGAUGACCGACAUCGUCAGAGCGAUAUACGACAUGAUGGGGAAGUACACUUACCCCGUCUUGAAAAAUGACGCACCCAAGCAGCAUGUGGAUGCCUUCUUUCAGAAAAUGGACAAGAACAGAGACGGCGUGGUCACUCUCGAUGAAUUCAUCCUUUCUUGUCAAGAGGAUGAGAACAUCAUGAGGUCUCUACAGCUCUUUGAAAAUGUCAUCUAGACAACGGAGAAGAGGGGAGAUGAAAGCACAG